Molecule: messenger RNA, 1026 nt
Organism: Aegilops tauschii subsp. strangulata
Lineage: Eukaryota; Viridiplantae; Streptophyta; Magnoliopsida; Poales; Poaceae
Source: RefSeq, a predicted model, not a curated record
AUGCCAACAUCGGUGGUGAAGAAGAAGAAGGGGGUGACCACUAUCCCUGAGGCCCAACAGCCAGCUCCUGCCGCGCCUCCUCCGGUGCGGAAGGAAGACGAUGACUCCCGAGCCUCAGCGUCCGGGUCAUCCUCGCGAGAUCCAGAAGCCCGUCCUCGGGAGAAGGCGAUCUCCACUGCCAAGCUAGCUCCUGAGGCCUCUGCCCCGAGCUCGCCUUCUGAGGUCGUGAAGGCUCAGGAGCCCCCGACUCCUGCUGCCGCAAUCCUGCAGACCCUGGUGCCGAUGCCGCCUCUUCCCACUUCCGUCGCACUACUGGGCCGUGGUCCCCCUGCUUCGCCUGAUGCCCUGGAGGACGCCCUCCUUGCACUGACCCAACUUCGUAAUGACCUUCAGGGUACCGACAGUCGGCUGGCGUCGGGUCGACUGGAGUUGGUCGCGGGGUGGCUGCGAUCCGACGCGUCCGUGAGGGCGGCAUGUGGUCAGGCCAUCAUAGCUUCUGAGGAGGAUAAGCGGGCCGCCGACCUGGCCGCAUCCGCCCCUGAGGUGGCAUUGAAGGAUGCCGAGGCCGCCAAGGAGCGCUGCCGGUUGGCGGACGCCGAGCUAGAGGGCAUGCGCAAAGAGCGCGUCGCUGAGGCCCGGGAGCGCGUGGCGUGGGAGGAUAAGAUGAAGGCUCGGGAGGACGCGGUCGCCGAUCGUGACGCUGAGCUGGAGCAGUCGGCGCGGGCGCAGGCCGUGGAGCGCGGCCGCCUAGAGGAGCUGGAGAAGAAGGUGGACGCGGAGAAGGCCCAGCUGGAGUUCAAGGCAAAGGUUCUUGCUGAAGAUCAUGUGGCCUUCAAAUCCCUUGAGCUGAUGUCCCGCGAGACGCUGCGAGAGCUCUUCGGGAAGGGCUUGAAGAAGCCAUUGGCGACUAAUGAGGAAGGCCCUGCCAAGCUACUCCCUUAUCUCGUCACGGUGCUCGAGGGCGUUGUUAACGGGAUCGGCCCCAUGGUGGAGGGGGAAGCCUGCGCGCUCUCCUCUUGGCCCUGA